AUGAAUGCCCUCGCGAUCGCCGUGCUGGCCGUCUGCGCCAGCGCGGCUGCUCAUCAGAGGUACGCUGCCGUCGACAUGACGCCCGUCCUGGGAGCCCUGGUGCCGCGCUUCCUCAUCGACGCCCCGAAGUUGGCGAUCCGCGACGGAGGGAUAUGCAAUCCGAACUACCACUCAUGUGUCGACAUCGGCUUCCCCGAAACGUGCUGCGCAAACACGAACUACUGCUACGUCAAGCCGGACAACCGGCCGUGGUGCUGCCCCGUCGGCUCCAACUGCGACUCCAACUGCGCUGCCACGGCCUACCAGUGUCCCACUACCGUCACCCGCACCAUCUCGGAGACCGUCACGGGCGGCGGCGGCGGCGGCGUCGUCACCACCUCCGUCUCCUCCGCCUGCUGCGGCCGCACCUGCCCCUCCACCUCGGCCUUCCGCUGCGAGUCCCGGUUCGGUGGCGGCUGCUGCUCCUACGGGCAGACCUGCGUGCCGGGCGGCGGAUGCGCGCGCGCCGUGACCCCGACCACCUCCGCCACCGCGCUGACGCCCGUCGAUCCCGGAUGCACGGCCACCACGCAGCACGCGUGCGCCGACGGCGGGUGCUGCGACAGGCUCUGGGACUGCGUCGUCGUCAGCGGCACCGCGGCGUGCGCGCCGGGGCGCCCCACGGCGACGGACGUGCGGAUCGUGGACGAGGCCUCCGACGGGCUGUCGACCGGCGCCAAGGCGGGCAUCGGCGUGGGCGUGUCCGUCGUUGGGUGCGCGCUCGUGGUGCUCUCCGCGUGGUUCUGUCUGUUCAGGCGACGGAGACGGGGGACGGCGACGGCGUCGUCCCGGCCCAGCGGCGGCGGUGGCGGCGGGGCGAGCCGCAGACCGGGGCGGAGUGCGCGCGCCAUGUCGGAGGUCACGUCCAGCUCGCGACCGACGAUGUGGCGCGGCGGGACGCAGGAAUACUUUGGCCCGGAUGCCGUGGCGGGGCCGUACACGGAGACGGAGACGACCACGCAGGGCAGGGGGAGGGGCGUGCCGCUGCAGGCGCACUCGCCGAGAGACGUCGUCGCGCCGGUGGAGAUGGACUCGGUGGGCGUGGUGGCGGAGGCGGAGGCGGAGGUGAAGGCAGCGCAGGAGAGGUACGAGCUGUACGGGUCCGAGGUGGCGUCGCCCUCCGCGGGUAGCAUCGCCGGCUUCUCCAUGAUGGACAGGUCGCCGGGUCCCCGCGUCAGAGAGGGGCAUUCAGCAUGA
Molecule: messenger RNA, 1236 nt
Organism: Colletotrichum navitas
Lineage: Eukaryota; Fungi; Ascomycota; Sordariomycetes; Glomerellales; Glomerellaceae
Exons: 3
Coding region: 1-1236 (411 amino acids)
Source: RefSeq, a predicted model, not a curated record